Messenger RNA from Passer montanus (Eurasian tree sparrow), 667 nucleotides. RefSeq names its product nucleoporin 42 (gene NUP42). The transcript has 6 exons. The record is from RefSeq and is a predicted model, not a curated record. The coding region runs from base 11 to 667 and encodes 218 amino acids. Gene Ontology annotation, molecular function: metal ion binding; nuclear export signal receptor activity. NCBI's taxonomy places the organism in Eukaryota, Metazoa, Chordata, Aves, Passeriformes, Passeridae. Gene Ontology annotation, cellular component: nuclear envelope.
CGGAGCGGCCAUGGGCGUCUGCCAGUUCUUCCUGCGGGGCUACUGCCGCUUCGGGGAGCGCUGCUGGAACGAGCACCCCCGCGGCGCCGCGGGCCGCCCCGGGCCGCCCCCGCCACACGUUACUAGUGGAAGAGGAGGAGGAGGAGGAGGAUGGGGUACCUCUAACCAGAGAUACAGUAAUGUUAUCCAGCCAUCUUCCUUCAAGUCUGAUUCGUGGGGUGGCAGCAGAGAUCACGGAAGAGGAUUCUUUGGCUCCUCUGACUUUGGAUCGUCAGGCGGCAGCAGCAGAAAUGCAGACUUUUCACAGAACAGGUUCUCUGCCUUAGCCCACGGUCAAAGUGUUGCUGAUGGCUCUAAAGAUGAAGAGGAGAGAAUUCUUGAAUGUGUAGUGAAAGACAUGGAAAUUUGGGAAUCUUCUGGACAAUGGAUAUUUUCAUGUUACUCACCAAUGAAAGAAAAGCCGAAUGUCUCAGGCUUUUCAGAUGUCUCGCCAGAAGAGCUGCGUCUGGAGUACUACGACAGCAGAGCAAACAAUAUCAUUGGAAAUUAUAUCAAUGCUGUCCAAAACUUAGCAGUACAAUGGAAAAAUCGGCUACUUCAGUUAAAAGCUUUAAAUGCAUCAACAAAAGCAGCUUUGAUAGCAUUUCAGUUCUCAGGUCCUACAUAA